Molecule: messenger RNA, 2421 nt
Organism: Ictalurus furcatus (blue catfish)
Lineage: Eukaryota; Metazoa; Chordata; Actinopteri; Siluriformes; Ictaluridae
Product: microphthalmia-associated transcription factor-like
Exons: 9
Coding region: 125-1483 (452 amino acids)
Biological process (GO): melanocyte differentiation; regulation of transcription by RNA polymerase II
Cellular component (GO): nucleus
Molecular function (GO): RNA polymerase II cis-regulatory region sequence-specific DNA binding; DNA-binding transcription factor activity, RNA polymerase II-specific; protein dimerization activity
Source: RefSeq, a predicted model, not a curated record
AGCGGAACUACAGACAGGACAUCGCGGCGCUGUGAACUCUGUAGUGCGGGUCUGACCUGUCUGUGAGCCGCUACAGUCUCGUGCCUGUUUAAUCCGCUGAUCUGCGGAACCGGAACCGGACAGCAUGCAGGCGGAGUCCGGGAUCGUUCCGGACCUGGAGGUCGAUGAGGAGUUUACCGAGGAACCGAAAAUUUAUUACGAACUGAAGAGUCAGCCAAUCAAACACAGUACGCCUCAGUCAGAUCAGCAGUGUUUAUCUCUCUCCUGUCUCUCCUCGUCCCGUGUCCUUCUGCGUCAACAGUUGAUGCGUGAGCAGCUUCAUGAUCAGGAGAGAAGGGAGAAGCAGCGUAGAAGCCAUGCCCCGCCCACUUCAACACAAAGCUCUACCCCAUACCUCACCCAGAGCCCUGCCAUUGAUGUCAGCACCCCUGUGGCCCCGCCCACCAGUGCACUUGUCCCCCCUGAAGUGCUGAGGGUAAAGACCCAUUUAGAAAACCCUACUAAGUAUCACCUCCAGCAGGCUCAGAGACAGCAGGUGAAAGCAUACCUAUCGACCACGCUUGGCCCGUUUCCCAGCAUGCCCUGUGUCACUCAGGCCUCUGACUCCAGGGGAAUUCCAGCCGGUCAGGUGAACAGCGCCCCCAACAGCCCCAUGGCUUUACUCACCCUCAACUCCACCUGUGAGAGAGAGAUGGAUGAUGUAAUUGAUGACAUCAUCAGUUUGGAGUCAAGUUACAGUGAUGACAUACUGGGGAUGCCGCUGGACCCCACCCUUCACAUGGCCAACAUGAUGCCAUUGUCAGUGAAUAUGAUGGAUGUUUAUAAUAAUCAGAGUUUAGCUCCGCCCCCCAUCUCCGUCAGCACUUCCUGCCCUGAGAACCUGCCCAAUGUGAAGAGGGACUUCUGUGAUGCAGACACUCACGCUCUCGCAAAGGAACGACAGAAAAAAGACAACCACAACCUGAUCGAGAGGAGACGGCGCUUCAACAUCAACGACCGCAUUAAAGAGCUCGGCACCCUCAUCCCCAAAUCCAACGACCCGGACAUGCGCUGGAACAAGGGCACUAUACUGAAGGCGUCAGUGGACUACAUCAGGAAGCUGCAGAGGGAUCAGCAACACGCCAAAGAGCUGGAGACCCGGCAAAAGAACCUGGAGAUCACUAACCGCCACCUGAUGUUGCGGGUACAGGAGUUGGAGAUGCAGGCUCGAGCUCAUGGACUCGUCCCCUCGCCUCUCUGCUCUCCAGAACAUUCUGCUCAUCCAAUCAAACAGGAGCCGAUGCUGGUUGACUGCGAUACGCCCACAGAAGGCUACGUCACGACCUCUGACCCUGAGGCCUACGGGGUCAUGGUGAAGACAACAGCUGCCAAACUAGGUGACAUGCUGAUGGAAACGAAGUUGCCGUUAAUAACAAGCCUUUCGCCAAAGAACAGCAGCAGCAAGAGUAGCAUUAGCAUGGAGGAGAAUGAGCGCACAUGCUAGCACUUCCUGGUCUGACAUCAUGGUAAAUGGUCUGCACUUAUAGCGCCUUUUAACCUAGCGGUUCUUCACCAGUGAUGUUUUUCUGUAUUUACGUUAGAUUUAUUUUAUAUUAGACACUGUAUUGUUGAAGGGAGCACGGUAGCUUAGUGGUUAGCGUGUUCCCCUCACACCUCCAGGGUCGGGGGUUCCAUUCCCACGGCUGCUCUGUGCUCUGCUCAUGUUCUCCCCGUGCUGCGGCGGUUUCCUCCCCCAGUCCAGAGACACGCAUGGUAGGCUGAUUGCCGUGUCCGUAGUGUCCGCGGUGUAUGAAUUGUGAGUGAGCGCGUGUGUGAUUGUGCCCUGCGAUGGAUCGGCACCCGGUCCAGGGCCCCAUGUUCCCCACGACCCAGUAGGAUAAGCGGUAUAGAAAAUGGAUGGAUGGACUGUAUUUUGUUAAUUUUACUUUGUUCUGAAAUAAGUUAAAUUAAUCGGUAGAAUUAAAUGAGAUUCCGGUUUAAUCCAGUUUGUGAUGAUUUGAAUGUGAGUGAUUAAUAGAUUCAUUAACGUGUGUAUUAAUGUAGCAUAUCACUGAGAUUAGACACAUCUAUAACGAAUUCAUCUUCCUAAUCGUCCUCAGUGCACUUCAGCGUCGUUUAUAUGAACAUUAGGCACUGCAGAGACGCAGAAACGUCACACACAUGAAUUCAGCAGAACUUUUAGAUCAUUCAUUUAAAAUUUUAUUGUGUGUAGAAUUUCAUUUCCACGGUCCUGUUUAUAGUGAAUUUAUCUUAAACACAGCUUCUUCUGACAGUAAAGUUAAAGGAAACGAAAACUCUUUGAUCAUCUGAUAAAUUAGUGCAAUAAAGUUUGUUUAUUUAUUUAUUUAAUUAUGAAUGUAAACUCCAAGUUUUACUCAUUAAAGCCAGGGGGCGGGGCUAAAGGAAGUCACUGUUUCUGAU